ACCAUUCCCAAGACUAAACUUCCACCCCGCACAUCGCCGCCGCUCGCUAAAAGUACCGAAACGACUAAAUCAAGUUAUGAAGUUCACGCACCUCCCCAACGAAACAAUCCUCCAAAUCACCGAGUCCCUCUCACCACCCCACAUAAACCACCUCCUCCGUGCGAACCGGCACCUAUCCCUCCUUCUGCCUUCCGACCUCCUAUCCAGCAUCUGCCGUACACGCUCAGAAGAGUACGCCGUCAAAGCGAUAUACUUCUUUGCCGAGAGAAGGGAGGGGCUACCCAUCUCCUGGUUGAUACAGAAGGGAGCGCUAGAGUUUAUCGAGAGCGGAAGGCUCCUCCUACACGAUGCGGUGGUGAAUCGGAGUUGUGCUGUUGUGGAGACGCUGCUGGAUUGUGGGGUUCCGGCGGAUACGAAGGAUUCCAUGGGACGCUCGUUGGUAUACCUCGCCGUUAAGAUGGAGCGCCAAGACGUGUUGGAGGUGUUGCUGGGGAGGAAAGACGUGGAUAUUAAUCUCCAGGAACACCGUCGUGGGAAGUCCCCGUUUCACGUUGCGGUCAGAAGGAAACAUCUCCCUGCCGUUAGGCUUCUGAUGAACGACAAGAGGGUCGACGUCAACCUCGCUGAUCACUAUGAUGAGACGCCGUUGCACUCUGCCGUGAGGGGAGCGCAAGUGGAGAUUGUGAAAAUGUUAUUGGAGGACGAGAAAUUGCUCGUCAAUUGCUUCGAUGUAUGUGGCCACACGCCACUGCAUCUUGCCGUUAUCAAGGGGAGCGUAUCCAUUCUCCAGAUGAUGCUGCGCGAUCAGAGGCUUGAUGUCGCGAUCGGGGAACCUGGGGGGCAGACCCUGCUUGAUAUCGCGACCGAGCGCGGCUACGAAGAUGUUGUGCAGGUAUUGCUUGACGACGGGAGAUUCGAUCCUAACGUGCUUGAUGAUAUGAGUAUGUCCCUAGAUCAAUUCACUAUAAAGGAGACUAGACUAAUCAGGGGGGCGAAAAGGGAAUUGGACCCCGUUGCACCGAGCGGUUUAUAUUGGGAAUGACGCCAUUGUUGAUCUCCUCCUGUCGGACGGGAGGGUUGAUAUCAAUUGCAGAUCGAACACUGGCGACACGCCGUUGCACUUGGCUAUUCAUGGCAGACAGAGAGGGAUAUUGGAGCUUCUACUCGCUCACGAGGAUGUCGAUAUCUACGUGACGGACGAUGCUGGGAUGACGCCAUCUGAGUUAGCGGCUCAGUUGGAGCCCGAAACGUCCUUCUCCAGAGAGGGAGUUUGCGACUUAUCUGAUUGA
This is a messenger RNA of Tuber aestivum (summer truffle), 1289 nucleotides long. The record is from the annotation of a GenBank genome assembly. Lineage: Eukaryota; Fungi; Ascomycota; Pezizomycetes; Pezizales; Tuberaceae.